Messenger RNA from Nymphaea colorata (pocket water lily), 1230 nucleotides. RefSeq names its product probable adenylate kinase 7, mitochondrial. The transcript has 4 exons. The record is from RefSeq and is a predicted model, not a curated record. Gene Ontology annotation, cellular component: cytoplasm; mitochondrion. Bases 47 to 916 code for a protein of 289 amino acids. Gene Ontology annotation, molecular function: ATP binding; AMP kinase activity. NCBI's taxonomy places the organism in Eukaryota, Viridiplantae, Streptophyta, Magnoliopsida, Nymphaeales, Nymphaeaceae. Gene Ontology annotation, biological process: nucleobase-containing compound metabolic process.
UUGAGCUCUCUUUUCUUCUCUGCUCUUGGGAGGACGCAAAGCCGAAAUGGCCGGGAUCUUGCGCCGGGCGCCGGCAGCUUCGCGGGCAAUCGCCCGAUUGGCGGUUGGCGCCGGGUGUCGACCUUAUGGAGCGGCCGCGGCAUUGGAGCUGAGCGACGACGAGGAUGGUUGGUGCUGCGAUCGGGUCGAGGUGCCGACGGCCGACUCACCGGGGAUCGACUACCGCCGGGGCGUGCAGUGGGUGUUCAUUGGGAACCCCGGCGUGGAGAAGUCAGCCUACGCUGGUCGGCUGGCGCGGCUGCUUAGCGUUCCCCACAUCUCCAUGGGCAGCCUCGUCAGGAGCGAGCUCGUUCCCUCCCGCCAUGGCUCGCUCCUUUCCAAGCAGAUUGCAAACGCCUUAAAUGAGGGCAAGCUUCUUCCAGACAACAUAAUCCUGGGACUGUUGUCGAAAAGACUGGAACAGGGAUAUUACAGAGGUGAAACAGGGUUUAUCUUGGAUGGCUUCCCUCGAACUCGAAUUCAAGCUGAGAUUCUUGAUCACAUGGCGGAAAUUGACUUGGUCGUGAACUUUAAGUGCACGGAGGAUUGUCUGGUCAAGAAACACUUGGGAAGUUGCAUUUGUUUAAGAUGCAUUGCAUCUGAUAGAAGUGAUUCUGUUGCAAAUAGCCAGCCAGGGAUUCAACUAAGCUCAACAUGUCAAGCCAAAAUGCCCGCUAAUGUAGCAAAGGAGGCAGCUUUGCAAGAAAAACUGAGGGUAUACAUCGAAGAGAGAAAGCCACUGGAAGAAUAUUACGGGAAAAGAAAGAAGCUCUUGGACAUUGAAGUGGCUAAGGGUACCAGAGAAGUAUGGCACGGGCUCCUGGAGGCAUUGCAGCUUGAGCAUAUGGACAGGGAAUCACAGAAGUUGACAGCUUGAUGGCGACAAUGUUGACUGAGCCAUUUGACCUUGUUCUAUCUUGAAUAAGACAACGCAAGAAAUUUUGCAGAGUUAUUUUCAUGAGUUUGUUUUACUUUGCUUCCUCCAUGUAUUUUACAAUUUUGAGGUACUUUGGUUAGCAUUGUUCCUUUAUCUUGCUUUGUUCUUAGCUUGGUUUGUUCCUGAGGCAAUGUACCAGUUCGGCCUAAGAGCUCUCUUUUUGUUGCGUCCCAUGUAAAUAAGCACUACCACUUAAUUGUUUACUGUGCUUUCUGUCUUUCAUUUAUAGUUGGAAAUCAGUCUGUUUAUUAGGA